GUGGCAGUGUGCUCUGUGGCGAAGGAGACGGAAGUGAAAGAGGAGGACUUCCCUCCGGACAAUAAUUCAAUCAUUUUUAACUGAGCUCAGCCGCUUGCCCCGACAUGUCUACAGCAUACAAAAACAGAAUACAAGAAUUUAAAGUGGCAUUGAGUGAAGAAAACAUCAAUUUGAAGACCUUGCGAGAGUUAUGCUUUAAUGGUAUUCCAUUUGAAGGAGGUAUACGAGCACUUUGUUGGAAAAUUCUUCUCAAUUACUUACCUCUUGAUCAGACAGUAUGGGAGUCUUUCCUAAAAAAGCAAAGGGAGGUGUACUCGCAGUUUUUAAAAGAAAUGAUCAUCCAACCCGGUAUUGCUAAAGCAAAUUUGGGCCUUUCUAGAGAGGAUGUGACAUUGGAGGACCAUCCUUUGAAUCCAAAUCCUGACAGUAGGUGGAAUACCUACUUCAGAGAUAAUGAGAUUCUUCUUCAGAUUGACAAGGAUGUGAGGCGGCUAUAUCCUGACAUGGCAUUCUUCCAGCGGCCAACCGACUACCCAUGCCAACUUAUUUUAGAUCCUCAAAAUGAUUACGAGACACUUAGGCGACGAGUGGAACAAACUACCUUAAAAGCGCAAACUGUAAAUCGCAACCGCAGUGGAGUCACAAAUGUUAGCUCUCCUGGAAAAGCUUUGAACCUGUAUCCAUCCAAUGAAUAUGAGGUGCUGCCCAAUGGAAGUGAAGCACACUGGGAGGUUGUUGAGCGAAUCCUGUUCAUUUAUGCCAAGCUGAACCCUGGCAUAGCCUAUGUACAGGGCAUGAAUGAGAUUGUUGGCCCAAUAUAUUAUACCUUUGCGACAGACCCCAACAGCCAGUGGAAAGAACAUGCUGAAGCAGACACUUUCUUCUGUUUUACAAACCUGAUGUCAGAGAACAGAGACAACUUCAUUAAGAGCCUAGAUGAUUCACAGUGUGGCAUCACCUACAAGAUGGAAAGUGUGUACUCGAUGCUUAAAGAGAAAGAUUUGGAGCUCUAUCUGAAACUGGAGGAGCAGAACAUCAAACCCCAGUAUUUUACAUUCCGCUGGCUGACCCUGUUGUUAUCACAGGAGUUUCUUCUGCCAGAUGUCAUCCGGAUUUGGGACACCCUGUUCUCAGAUCUGGACCGUUUCCAUUUCCUGAUUGUUGUCUGCUGUGCAAUGCUAAUACUCAUCAGACAAAACUUGCUUGCUGGGGAUUUUACUGUGAAUAUGAGGUUAUUACAGGAUUAUCCGAUCUCAGAUGUACAAACCAUUUUGGCUAAAGCCAAAGACCUGCGGGAUAACUCAUAACAUCAGUAAAACCCCAAACUGCUUUUGUAUUGAGUAGUCUGCAGACUGCCAUAGAAAUAGGAUGGAGACCUGAAGUAUUGUUUUGUGGGCAAUGAGUUGAUAGCCACUAGUUGUAUGUGGUUGUCCUCUUCAAGCCGUUUCUCCCAUGGAGAUUUCUUAUCCUCUAAUAAUGAUGUUUGCUACAUUAAUCUUACACUACCAAUUUCAGUACAUCAACAUGCUGGAAAUGUACAGUGAUGAAGCCAACAGCAUUGCCACUUGUUUUGUGUAUCAAAUAUUUAUAGUUUGAACAAUAGUGCAUGUUUGUUCUUUUAAACAUUUU
Molecule: messenger RNA, 1629 nt
Organism: Periophthalmus magnuspinnatus
Lineage: Eukaryota; Metazoa; Chordata; Actinopteri; Gobiiformes; Gobiidae
Gene: tbc1d13
Product: TBC1 domain family, member 13
Exons: 12
Coding region: 105-1307 (400 amino acids)
Biological process (GO): intracellular protein transport; activation of GTPase activity
Molecular function (GO): GTPase activator activity
Source: RefSeq, a predicted model, not a curated record